Molecule: messenger RNA, 4143 nt
Organism: Porites evermanni
Lineage: Eukaryota; Metazoa; Cnidaria; Anthozoa; Scleractinia; Poritidae
Source: the annotation of a GenBank genome assembly
AUGCAUUCGACUGGGUUCCAUGGCGUGUUUCUGUCGAGCAUUUUAGUGGCUUUCUUAUUGUAUUGCGUUUCGGCUGUCGAUGAAGCUUACCAGUGCCCGUAUAAUAUUCAUGUACAGAAGGGACAGAUUAUAAAAGCAAAACAGUCUGUGGACAAUGGAGCAAGAUUUCUGAAACACACAUCCGUUUAUGAUGCUCGGGAAUGUCACCAGCUGUGCUGUGAGAGAAAAUACUGCGACUUAGCACAGAUGCAGUACAAGAAUUCUUCAAAUGAAUUCUACAUCAUGCAAGUUGAGAAAAUUUGUUUCAUGUUUCACUGCGGUGUUCCUAGUCGGUGUUUCUUCGAAGAACACAAUCAUUACGCUACAAUAACUUAUGAAAGACCUGAUGAGGAACUAUCUGGAUUAGACAGCGAUGAUGAUAAUGAGUACAAAAAGCCUUCAGUGAAAGUGAACAAACCAUCUUGGAAAUCACAACAACCACCCCCACAUAAAGGUAAUCUUGAUUUUAGGCAGUUAACCAUCAAAAUAAUGGUACAACUCAUUCCCUUUGGUUUAAAACUUGAAACUAUAAAGGUUUCCACAAACAGGGGGAUUUGAACAAGGGUGUGUAGAAGUUUGCAAAACUUGAUUAUCACUCAUUACCGUGAUAAAAACACAGUGCAAGCGAUCGUUUUUGUAGAAGCAUUAUUUUUGUACAUAAUUUGGUCCCCUAAAUCUGCAAUGAAUUUGUUUAGUAAGGGAAAUUUUGACCAAAUUUUAGCUUCCUUCUCCCCAUAAUCUUACUUCCUUCUUCCAAAGAUCAAUUAUCAGAUUUCCCAAAGUGGGAUCAUGUUUCUCUUCUGGCUUAUUAUUUUAAAAGAGGCUUCGAGAAAUAAUGUUCCGGCCAUAUUUUUAAGCAAGCCCAAGUUACUGUGGUGAACUAUUUGUUUGUUUUAAUUUCUUUCAUAAAAGGAACCUACUUAAACUUGUCACGAUUUUCUGUUUUGUGCGAGAGCAUUCUUAUUUAUUCUGACAUUACCCCCUUAUUUUAGUUCUCCAAAAUUAAUUUCAAAGCCACUGCACUAUAAAAUACAAUUGAAAAUUUUUAAAAUUGAUUUUUUAGCAAAAGUAACCAGAAACUGUACUCCUGGUACAAGAGUGGGUCUGGUCUGUGGAAGGCUGGACCCACAAGUUAUUUUUUAGCACUGAUAUGAUAAUAAGUGAGUUAAGAAAAAAAGGAAAAUAAAUUUUGCACCAAAUAUAACAUUGAUGCACAAAGUAUUACAAAUGCAGUUUGCAAGAAAAGGUAAAAUCAGAGAAAAACAGAGCAAGGCUAGAAAGGUUCCUUCAAUCUAAUAAUUUGCAUUGUCAUCUUAUGGUGAUGAGUGAAAUCAGGAAAUAAUAUCACAUGUUUUGCUUGAAUUCUAAAAAUAUCCGGAGCUAUUAAGCAACUAGCCUGAGAAAGAAGUCAACGUUACGCUAUGCCAUCACUGGUUUCCCCGUAAAAUAAUGUCAGAGAAAUGAGUGCAGAAAUUCCUGAUGAUGUGUCACUACCCAGAUCUUGGUAGUGCUUUGAUUAAUUAAAGCAAAUUUCCCACACAGCACAACCAAUCAGAAGCAUUACCCUGAUCUGGGUAGUGAUGAGUCAGCAGUAUGAAAUUUCUGCAAACCUUUGUCAGAUGUUACUCAGUUUAAAGGGAAACAAGCGGUGGUGUCAUGAAAUGUAGGCUAUUAAGCUUCAGAAGUAUUAAAAUUUUGGACGAAAUGCCUGGUUGUAAAGUUCUUAAAUAAACGUCUUAAAUGUUUCUUUGUGAUAUGACAAACUUACUGUUUAAAGGCAAGAUAUGUGGCUGUCAAGAAAAAGGCCUAAACAACUUUUCUUUCAGCCAGCCCAAAGUGCAAAUUAAAAAAAAAAAGCCAGCUCCACAAGACCAAGUUUAAAUUAAAUGCCAGGGCAUUUAUUGAGAAGAUAUAUGACAUUUAUUUCUUGGAUCCUGUUAGCAUAGCUCCAUGGUGAUUUGAAAAUGAUAUAAUGUUGUAGACAUCAUUCUUAGACAGUUUAUUUUUAUUACUUAACUCAAUAGAUAAAAGUGACGAGGAGGAGGAUUUAGGAUCUGAACCUUACAAAGCUCCCAAAAAGAAUCAACAGCCAGUGAAAGACUACCAAGAAAGUGAAGAACACAAAGAUCUACAUAGCUCAUGGAACACAAAAUCAGAAAGCAAAAAUGUGGAUGAUCAUGCCAGUCAGAAAUUUAAGGAGUUUGAAAAAUCAAGAGAUCAUGUCAAGAAGACAGAAGGUCCUGUCUAUCAAGAGGUUGUGAAAAACCUUGAAACACCCACAGAACAAGUGAGGGUUAAAACAAGAAAACCUGUAGUGGUGGAAGUGAUGAAAGUCACUGAAAAAUCAAAAGUACAACCACCAACAGAAAAAGAUGCAGACGCUGAACUGGAGAUGAAACUUGAAGAACUCACCCCGACAGAGCAACAGCCAGAACUGAAGACCAAUCCCCCAGCAACCUUUCAUCACUGGAGAGAAUUUGUUGACAACAAUCCCAACUUUCCUUACACAAUUCCAGUGAAUGAGGAGUCAACACCAAAACGUACGCGUAUCACAACCCAGUAUCCUACCACAGAAAGAAUAACAACUACAAAGACAACUGUGAAAACAGAGCCACGCAAGACAACUGUAAAGAGCAAGAUAUCAAAACCAAAGCCCCAUAAAGGUGGCAACACCCAUAGUAAGUGCAGUUUCCCUAUUUUAUGUGGUAUUUAAGUAUAGGUCCUUAUUUUACAACAGUAACCUGUUACUGCAAUUCUACUGACAAACCUGAGGCCUACAAUGCACUCAUUUUACCCCCCCCCCCUCCCCCUCUCCACCAGUUCUCUGUUCUACAGGUCUUUAAAGCUAAUUAAAACAUUCACCCCUGAGCUGCCCGUAACCACCCGUGAAGACACGUCCCUUCUACUACUUGUGAUGUCAUCAGUUUUAAUGGUCAAGGACAAAUUUGUCUGCUAACUUGGGCAGAAUGAUGAGGUCUUUCAAACCGUAACAGAAUGAGCUCAAUUCCUUCAGGGACACUGGACAAAAAGGCAAAAAACCUUGUAACGUUGGCCUGAAAAUUUCCAUGAAAGUGUUGUUUUACAACCGGCCUACCUUUCCUUUCAUCUAAUUCUAAGAUCCUAAAAGCUUUCUUGAAACCUUUCCCCACCAAAAUGAGGCCUACUAAAUGCCCAGCAAAAGAUUAAAAAGAAAAUGAGGCAAGAAAAGUAAAAGUCAAGACUGCUGUGUCACUUUUAAACCCAAAAACUAUUCUCAUAGUUUUGCUUUCUGCUCAUGCCCGAACUUUGUAAGCCAAUAUUUUGCAUCUGGAUCAGAAGGCCUCCGCUAGCUUCAAAACGCAUUUUUUGGCAAAGUUCCAGGGGCGAAUGGGUGAAAGCUACCUGUAAAGGAAAGAAGUGGAAACAAGGAUUUGAGGUCACACCUAGUUCAAGGAAUGGAACUCAGAACCUCCCUCAGAGAAGGCCUUACACUGACUGACUGUGCUUAUCCUUGUUUUGGUUAAUUAUGAUGCAUAAUAAAAUUUUUGAUAAUAUCCUUUACAACUUAUAACUUUUUUGCAGCUACUUUAUUUAAUGACAAGAGAUUUAUUAAGACGUAUGACUUUAAGUUGAAAUCACAACUCUCUCUUUCAGUCUUCCAGUAAUGUCCAGAGGUAGAUCACAUCUCUGGUGUCUAGGUCCCCAGGGAUUUGAAAACAGCUGUGUUGGUCCUUUCACUUCCCCUUUAACCUGACCACUAGAAACAGUGGACGGCACAAUGCUAGCAGCUUGAUUGUAUCAAAUGGCCUGGCACUUUAAUAGAAAAUGAAUAGAAGUUAAUCUCUUUCUCUUUUUUAUUCAGAAGCUGUUGUUCCCACAAACCCUCAUCCAAGACUUGAAGUACCAUUACAGAACAAGAAUGUUUCAGAUGUUGUUGUCAUAGAAACACAACAUCUAAAGAUUAUCGAGAACAAGGCUGUGCUUCCACUUGCUAUUUUCCUCAUAUUAGCCAUUCUGCUUCUCUUCGCUGUUGCUCUGAGACUCAGAAUUGUAAAGAGCAAAUUGAAGAGACGAGCAUUUGCUACUGAUGAUGCAGAUUAUCUAAUCAAUGGAAUGUACUUGUAA